GUUAAUAGAGAAUGUAGCUAGUUGGUUUCAAUCAAUAUGACAUAGUGAUGAUGAAAAUGAUUAAAUUAAAAUCAGAUUCAUAAAAAAAUGAUUAAAAUAAAUUAGUCUGGUUGGUGAUUCAAAAAAUAUUAUACAACUUUUGAAAGAAAUAAUGAUUUGAUUUAGAUCCGAGCGUCUAAAUAAAAAACCAAACAUAUACCCAGAACCCCCUCUUUUAGGCGCAGCUUCGCCAAGAUUUUAGGGGGAUUUAGUGUCGAUUUUGUCGUCGGUGAGACUAUGGCGUGUUUUCAGGUGUGUUUUCAUUUUUUGCUAGGUCAAUUUUGGAGAAUCAGAUCUAGAGUUCUUAGAUGAGGAGAAUUGGGAAUUUUUGCAUGUAUGAUAAAAUUAGGCGAGCGAAUCAAUGAAUGAUGAUGAAUUGCAUGUUGUUAAACUGGUUGAUUGGAUUUUAACUAUUGGUUGACCAGAUUUUGCAUGAAUGAUGUUUGAAUUCGAAAUGCCAACCAAGUGUAUGCUUUGAAUGUGUAACCUUGAUACACUUUUAUGCAUGUUGAUUGGUGGUCAUUGAGGCAUGAUCUAGGCUUGAAUUUUAAACCUUUAUGAUAUAUGGAACAUCUAGCUUCAUGUCUCGGUGUGUUUGUGGGCUGAUUGAGCUUAAAUAUUGAUCACUCGACCUUGUGAAAAGCCUAUGAAGGCAUGUUACUUAUGUUAAAACCUAAGUGCGGGGGAGUUGAUUCUCUCCCCAUUGUGCUUGUCUAAUGAUUAUUUCCACAUAUGAUGCAUGUUGUUUGGUGUUUUUGCGGGAUAGUUGACCCUAUGCAUCCUUACAUUCACCAUUUGGUGAAUCAUCCAGAUUAUGGGUCAUAAUGUGAGUCCUGGCAAAACGGGAAUAUAGGACCACAUUGGCAACUCGACAUGUACAUGUUUGAAAUGUUCCAUUAUUGAGCUGCGAUUUCAGCAACCAUCACUCAUCCCUAGUGGCUCAUAAUCCUCAGUUUUGAUGAGCCUGUCUACCGGGAGCUGUGCCUGGAGUUAUACUCCACUUUUGUGCACUAGUAGCCGAGAGGUCAGAGGAACUGACCAUAUGUAGAGUUCAGCCUUGAUGGGGUUCACCAUACCAUCGAAUAAGACAUUUUGACCGGAGCUUUGGGACUUCACACUAGGAUUAUGACGGUGCUAGAGCGGACAUACACCUGAGAUUUUAAUCCCCAGAGGGUGUUUGAUGAGAUCUGUCUGCCGGAGGAUCAAGAUCACCACUUUAGUACGGGAUACACCAGUGCAGUUCAGGCCCCAAUGGAGAAUCCUCCACAGGCUUCUGACUCAUUUAGUGGUCCCGAGUCUCCUAGGAGGGGGACAAGUCAUCCUUUGUGGUAUGGUGGUCCUACACACUAUGGGUCGACCCCAAGAGUCUCUUCACUUGGGAUCGGUCAUGGCAACCUCAUUCUCGAGGAUUUUGGGCCGGCCACGAAUCUACAACAUGCACCUUGGCCCCAUCAUCACUAGAUUUUCCCGAUACUUCGGGGUGGACACCGCCAACUACACAGAGGUGGGGCAGAUUGAGAUCUAUCCGGUGGAGACACUCCACCAAAUGAGGCUGGUUUAGAUUGAGCGAGGCAUCGAGUAUAUUGAUGGCCUAUGACCUGUAGUGGAGGAGGCACCAAAGCCACCAUGGAGAGCACCACCACCAUUUUGCCGCUGUGGCCAUCACGGGUCUCUAUCAUCAGCUGGAGCCGGCCUCUUUCUUGAGUGACCUAGAGGCUUGAGUCUCUACCCUCGAGGGCUAGUUCGCUGGUGUAUCUUCCCAGAUCGCUCGAGAGCUAGAUGCCUGGCGACAUUCCCACCUCUUGGUACAGGAGGUUGCUCAUAUCCAGGAUGAGUGACAACCAUCACCUCCUCUCCAGGGGUAGUCUUCACAUGAGUGCCAUAAUGGCACCGUAGUAAUUCCACCUUCUUUCUCCCGACUUCGACUCUAAACUCUUAGUUUGUUAAUUGUGUGUGUGUUGAACUAGUACUACUAUUGUCUUUGUUUUUCUUUUCGUGUGAUGUUGAAUAAUGUUAUUGUGUAAUAACCUAUCUUUGUGCGAGUAUGUGUUUUUGUUUGUCUCCUUGUGAAGCUCUCUCUCCCUCGAAACUGGUCCAUCUCUAGUCCGACUUUCACUCUCCAAUUGAUUCGGUAAAUUUGUUCCACCCUUCGCUUUGCUCCAUUGGGGACAAUGUCAUGCUUAAGUGGAGGGGAUGUACAUAUAUUUGUGAUUGUCGUGUGAAUAAUUAGUGUGAAUGGCCUAUUUGAAUGUGUUGGGGCCUUGUGAUUGCCAAAUUUCUACAAUUUGAGGGCUCCAAUCACUUGUGCAUGAAUGAAUGAUAAAUGGUCGAUAUUGAGAUGUGUUUUGGAACCUAGAUUGUUGCAUGAAAUUGAAAAUUUUAGGGGUUCCAAGCACAAUUGUCCCUAGCAUGAUCUCGCUCAUUGUGCUUUGAAUUGUUUGAUGAUUAUGAUGGUGUGAAUUAUAGAGAAUAGAGUGGUGCCAUGAGAAUUCUUGAUAAUGAGUGGCUUUACUUUGAUUUCCUCUGGGUUGUUUGAAAGUGUUUGUUAUGGAGGUUAGGACACGUGUGUGGAACUCCCCAAGUUAGGACUCUAAAAUGUUUUGCAAAAGGUGCUCCAAUUUGAUUUUUUUUUUUUUUUUUUGAAAAAGUGAGGUUCUCACGUGAGAGGAAACCGGGCAUAGUGUUUGAGUUGAGCCGUUAAAGGGCUAUUCUCUUAGUUCGGAGUGUCGUUUGAGGAUGUAUUUGGGGUUCAGAUAAAUUUCUAGCAUUAUGAUCAUUUUAACUACCUUAUAUUCCCCAAACACCUUUCCUCUUCACGAACUCGUAUUGAGAGGAGAUAGUGUGCCUUUAAGCAAGUCAUGAGACCUGGUCUCUCGUUUUCACCCGACAUACAUGGCAACCCGUCUAUCGUUGAGACGUGGAGUGCAGGUUGGGAACUGGUGCUUCGGUAAUGAAUCUGACCAUCAUGUUCCCCACAUGGGGCCGAGAUAGGGAGGGAAAUGAUCCUUUCGCUCUUGGUCACUAGGGAGAGAUGCCUUGAUUUGCAUGACAUGACAAGUUUAAGUUGAGGCUCAAAAAAUUGAGUCAUAUUUUGAAAAGUAGGAGCACCACAGAGGCCUUCGAUUUUCACAUGUUUUCUAUGAGUCCCCAGUGCACACGUGAAGUAUCUAGACCUCCUUAGUUGAUUUUGAGCCAUCUUUUGAAAAGUAGGAGCACCACCACGGAGGCCUUCGAUUUUCACAUGUUUUCUUUGAGUCCACAUUGCACAAGUGAAGUGUCUAGACCUCCUUAGUUGAAAAGGUCCUCAACCGAGAAUGUGCAUGCCACAGAGAGAUGAAAGUAAAGUUUACUCGACUUU
Messenger RNA from Linum trigynum, 3397 nucleotides. The record is from the annotation of a GenBank genome assembly. Lineage: Eukaryota; Viridiplantae; Streptophyta; Magnoliopsida; Malpighiales; Linaceae.